Messenger RNA from Coregonus sp. 'balchen', 12365 nucleotides. Lineage: Eukaryota; Metazoa; Chordata; Actinopteri; Salmoniformes; Salmonidae. The record is from the annotation of a GenBank genome assembly.
AUGACGUCCAGCAGACCAUACCCCAGACCGGGCACAGAGGGCAUCUGGCUCCCCCUAAACCACUACCCUUCCAGGAGGAGUAGCCAUCCGGUUCAGCCCCUCAGAGGGGGCCUGGGAGACCCCGUCGACCAAAGCUCUAGUGUGGACACAUCUAUCAGAGAGGUGUGAGAGGAUUUAAGCCAGAUUUAGAGGAUUUCUGGUGCCGCCUUUUGAAACAUUAGAAGUUGUGAGACUAACAGAGUUGGUUAUUAUGAUGUGUAGCAUUUGCUGUUUUUCGCUUUUUGCUUUGACUUCUAGUUUUUAAUUGGAAUGUAGGCUAAUCGAUUAGCUGUUGGCUUUAAGCUGAAGUAACUGUUGUUAUUCGGUAACUUGGCUUGGAUUCCUGGCAGUUGCUCUUGUCUUAUCUUUUACUAGUUCUGUCCUUGGUGCAGGUCAUCUGGGAGUACAGCUACUGUUGCUCUCAUCACUCUCAUGCUUUGACAAUAACCGCUACUGAAGGAUCUUUGGCCGCCCAAACUAAGUUGAACUAUAAUAUAACCUCUUUGAAGUAUAGUUUGACAUAUUCUAACCUGUGUUAUUUCCCUGUGCAGGCUCACCUGGUGGCAGCGUUUGAACAGAGCCUGGGUAACAUGACCAUCAGAUUGAAGAGUCUCACUAUGACGGCUGAGCACAAGGUGAGGCAUGACAUAGCAUAACAUGACAUCAUUUAAGGCACAAUUGAAUUAUGUUCAUCUCGGCCAAUGAAAACCAAAAUAUGAAAAUACGAUAUAUAUAUGUAUAUGAAUUUUAGAUAUGUGAAUGUUAUUUGCAUGUUGUUGUAAUAUUCUAAAUGUGUUUUCCCUGCAGGACUGUGAGCUGAACGAGCUGAGGAAGAACAUUGAGCUGCUGAAGAAACAGAACAACGUGGCCCAGGCCGCCAUCAACGGAGUCAUCAACACACCUGAACUCACCUGCAAACAGAAUAGGACAGGUAAGGAGAACCGAACCACAACCAUAGCAAUAACUCCAACAACCUCUAACAGUACCUUAAAGGUACAGUGGACUUACGUUUCCACGAGCAGCACCGCAUAUACACUAUAUAUACAAAGGUAUGUGGACACCCCUUCAAAUUAGUGGAUUCGGCUAUUUCAGCCACACCCGUUGCUGACAGGUGUAUAAAAUCGAGCAGACAGCCACGCAAUCUCCAUAGACAAACAUUGGCAGUAGAAUGGUCUGUACUGAAGAGCUCAGUGUCUUUCACCGUGGCACCGUCAUAGGAUGCCACCUUUCCAACAAGUCAGUUCGUAAACUUGCUGCCCUGCUAAAGCUUCCCCGGUUAACCGUAAGUGUUGUUAUUAAGAAGUGGAAAUGUCUAGGAGCAACAACGGCUCAACAGCGAAGUGGUAGGCCACACAAGCUCACAGAACGGGACCGUCGAGUGCUGAAGCGCGUAGUGCGUAAAAAUCGUCUGUCCUCGGUUGCAAUACUCACUACCGAGUUCCAAACUGCCUCUGGAAGCAAUGUCAGCACAAGAACUGUUCAUCUGGAGCUUAAUGAAAUGGGUUUCCAUGGCCGAGCAGCCGCACACAAGCCUAAGAUCCCCAUGCUGAAUACCAAGCGUCGGCUGGAGUGGUUAAAGCUCGCUGCCAUUGGGCUCUGGAGCAGUGGAAACGGGUUCUCUGGAGUGAUGAAUCACGCUUCAUCAUCUGGCAGUCCGACAGACGAAUCUGGGUUUGGCGGAUGCCAGGAGAACACUACCUGCCUGAAUGCAUAGUGCCAACUGUAAAGUUUGGUGGAGGAGGAAUAAUGGUCUGGGGCUGUUUUUCAUGGUUUGGACUAGUUCCCUUACUUCCAGUGAAGGGAAAUCUUAACGCUACAGCAUACAAUGACGUUCUUUGUGGCAACAGUUUUGGGAAGGCCCUUUCCUGUUUAACCAUGACAAUGCCCCCGUGCAUAAAGCGAGGUACAUACAGAAAUGGUUUGUCGAGAUCGGUGUGGAAGAACUUGACUGGCCUGCACAGAGCCCUGACAUCAACCCCAUCUAACACCUUUUGGGAUGAAUUGGAACGCUAACUGCGAGCAAGGCCUAAUCGCCAGUGGUGUAAAUACUAAAGUAAAAAUACUGUAAAGUACUACUUAAGUAGUUUUUUGGGGUAUAUGUACUUUACUUUACUAUUUAUAUUUUUGACAACUUUUACCUUUACUUCACUACAUUCUUAAAGAAAAUAAUUUACUUUUUACUUCAUACAUUUUCCCUGACACCCAAAAGUACUUGUUACAUUUUGAAUGCUUAGCAGGACAGGAAAAGGGUCAAAUUCACGCACUUAUCAAGAUAACAUCCCUGGUCAUCCCUACUGCCUCUGAUCUGGCGGACUCACUAAACACACAUGCUUUGUUUGUAAAUUAUGUCUGAGUGUUGGAGUGUGCCCCUGGCUUUCCUUAAAUAAAUAAAAAUGGCGGCAUCUGGUUUGCUUAAUAUAAGGUAUUUGAAAUUAUACUUAAGUAUAUUUUAGCAAUUACAUUUACUUUUGAUAUUUAAGUAUAUUUAAAACCAAAUACUUUUAGACUUUUACUCAAGUAGUAUUUUAGUUUUAGUUGAGUCAUUUUCUAUUAAGGUAUCUUUGCUUUUACUCAAGUAUGACAAUUGGGUACUUUUUCCACUACUGAUAAUCACCCAACAUCAGUGCCGACCUCACUAAUGCUCUUGUGGCCGAAUGGAAGCAAGUCCCCGAAGCAAUUUUCCAAAAUCUAGUGGAAAGCCUUCCCAGAAGAGUGGAGGCUGUUAUAGCAGCAAAGGGGGGACCAACUCCAUAUUAAUGCCCAUGAUUUUGGGAUGAGAUGUUCGACGAGCAGGUGUCCACAUACAUUUGCGUAUUAUGAUGAGCGAGAUGCAAGACUUCUACGGGACCAAAACAGCUGAGAAGUUUAGCCUCGCACUUCAACGCUCUUAGUUGUUGCGGAAAUUGACCCACUAUGCCAGGGAUCAUCAACUACGUUCCGCCUCAGGCCGAUUCUUUCUUGAGCGGAGGGUCAGGGGGCCGGAACAUAAUUACAAAUAAUUUGUAGACUGUAAUUGACCGUAAUAUAAUAUUUGACUAAAACAUAAUAUUUUCAAACCUAGCUUACGUUUGAAUACGAUCACUAUAUCGCUCUGUUAGACGUGGGAAUAGUUUGGAACAGAUUUCCAAAAUGAAAAUCACUUGGAGGCGAUUUGCUGGUACUGUAUUUUUACAGUCUUUUAUCUCUCAAACUUGCUCAGAAAACUUGGGGGGCCAAAUAAAAUCACCCGCGCCCCACCAGUUGGGGAACCCUGCACUAUGCUGUUCAUUUUAUGCAUCUACAUCAUAUCGCUGACUGUACCUUGAAGCUUACACCUGGCAAGGGAAAAGGUGAAGUUAUAAACUUCCCACAAUGCUGUGAUACUGUAUUAUUUCUGAGUCUUUAAAAAAAGUCUCUCUCUCUCUCUCUCUCUCUCUUUUCUGUCUCUCAACCCCUCUUUCUCAGGUUCUUUCUCAGGUGGUGGUGGUAGUAAUGGCAGCCCCCAGCAGCAGCAGCAGCCAGACCUACGGAUGAGGAGACAGCACUCGUCAGACAGCGUCAGCAGCAUUGCCAGUGCAACCAGCCACUCCAGUGUGGGAUCCAACAUGGACGCCGACGCUAAGAACAAGAAGAAGAACAAGAAGAACUGGGUAUGUACAUUCGUAGACAUGCACACGCAUUCAAGCGCACACUCACACAUACAUAUUACACACACACACACACACACACACACACACACACACACUGGAACUGAGUACGAUCAUGAUCACUCACUAACACACACAACCUACAAUACACACAAGCAUAUCUUACUCCAAAUUAAAUCUAACAACUGGUAUGUAGGUUUGUCUCUGUCUCACUUGUUUCAUCUCUCUAUAUACACUACCAGUCAAAAGUUUGGACACACCUACUCAUUCAAGUUUUUUUACAAAUGUUUACAUUGUAGAAUAAUAGUGAAGACAUCAAAACUAUUAAAUAACACAUAUGGAAUCAUGUAGUAACCAAAAAAGUGCUGAACAAAUCAAAAUAUAUUUUAUAUUUGAGAUUCUUCAAAUAGCCAGCCUUUGCCUUGCACACUCUUGACAGCAUUGCACACUCUUGUCCAAACUUUUGACUGGUACUGUAUGUAUUUGUGUAUUUAUGUGUUUGUAACUCACACUCUGGGGUCUCUUUCUCAGGCAUCUUGCACAGGGGCCAAGGUGAAUGCAAUGCAAUUAGCUUUUCUUGUAGACUCCGUUACUGUUCAAAAGUAGUGUACUGUAUAGGGAAUAGUGUGUAAUUUGGUAUGUUACCUAGAUCUACAAGUUGUAGAGGUUUUGUGAAACAUAUUCUAAUAUUUUCAAUUUCCUGUUGAUUCAGGAAGUUAACGUUGUUCCAUUUCUUGUUGUGUUCCCUCUUGCUCCUUGUUGCUGACAGAUUGUGUCUUGCACAGGAGGACAGGUUGAAGAGGAUGAUGUAUGCAUCCUAUUUGUGCUUUUAGACUGUGUGCCUUGAUGUUGUUAUCUGUAGGCAACAAAAUAGUGAUCAACCUGAAAGCUUUUGUGUCAAGUAAUUGUAUGUGUACCGCUUCAGAGAUGCUAGAUGGAAACAGCUACGCUUGAGACACUCUGAAGAUACUAUUGAACUCUAUUUUGUUGCCUACAUCUACAGUAUCUUGAUAAGCUGUCAUACCCGGUGUUUCACUGCUGUAGUGUCUGUAGCAAAUCUAUCUCCUAGUUGAUCCUCCAGACUUGGGCUCAAUUCCAAUAACAUUUCAGGAAUGGUAUUGCUGUCACAGACGUUGAGAGACGGGUCAGACCAAGGUGCAGCGUGGUAUGCGAACAUGUUUAUUAAACUGGAUAAACACUUGACAAAAACAACAAAAGGCAACGUGACGUGACACUCACUAUGGCUAAAACACGUACAAGCAAAACAAGAGUAUGAACAAGAUCCCACAACCCAGGCAGGAAAACUGGCUGCCUAAGUAUGAUCCCCAAUCAGAGACAACGAGCAACAGCUGCCUCUGAUUGGGAAUCAUACCCGGCCAAACAUAGACGUAGAACCACUAGACUCUAACCAUAGAUAUACAACAACCUAGAACUAAACAGCCACACCCUGACCAAACUAACUAGAGUUCUAUAGGUCAGGACGAGACAACUGCAUUUGGUUUCCAACAGGAUUUGAAAUGGAAUUGAGCCCUACUCUAAUUGCUUUAUGGUAUUGGCUGCUAUUGAACCUGUCUAGACCCUAGUGAUUUGUAUUCCUAUCCUCUGGCCCAUAGAUAUAAUAACAUUGAAGUGACCCUGUAUAAGCUGGCUUUAGCUUUGAAUGUCUAUAUUUGUAGCUCUAUAGAUUUAUCAUAGAAUACUCCUGUCCCGAUCCAAGGACUUUGUGAGAAGGUGUACUGUCUAUAUAAAGUUUCAACAAGCGAAAGUCACGUUACAUGUUUAAGAUCUAGUGAUAAUAAGCUAUUCUCAGAGAGCCCAUGGUUCUCACAUGCUUUUUGCACAGACAAUAGGUGGUCCUUUGAUAAUAUGCGGAUUGGAUAAGCCAUAUGUGGUAGGGUAAGGUAUGUAGGGUGUAUGUGGGCUGUCUGUGAGGUAUCAUGGUAAAAAGGGCAGUGGACUGUAAAUGAGCUCCCUAUUAGAAGGACAUCAGUCUGCACGAGUGUAGGUUGAAGCAAAUGGCCUCAGUAUCUUACGGUGCAGAACAGCCACAUACCACAGUCCACAUUCUGCAGCCUCCACUGUACGCUGUAUGUCCCUACCACUAACACACUCACACACUCCCCACUGAACCUGUGCUGUUUUGUGUCUCUCUCUCUCUCUGUCUUCCUCUGUGCUAUCGCUUCAUGUGGCAGGUCUAUGAGGUAAGAGUGGAUGAAAAACCCAAAAAACUAAAGGCAGCUUAACCUAAAGCUAACAUUAACCUCAGCACUCUGUAGGUUACUAACACACUCCCUCUCCUUCCUCUCCUGUCCUCAAUCAUCCCUCUGGUUUCUUCUCCAGUUGUGUUCUUUAUGCUGAUUCCUUUCCUGAUGUGACUUUGAGUCUGCUCUGAAACAAACUUCAUACAAGGCUCAAUUAUAAUGCAAUCAUUUCAUAGUAAUCGUGUAGCAAACAUACUAUACCAUUCUAGCUGUAAAUUCAAGGUUACAUGAAACUGAUAGUCUCCGCGACAGCCUUGGGUGCUCUUUUCUAGUCCUAUUCACUGCAGUGUAGUUAUUUCUCUAGUCUACAGAGCAUUAUACAGUUAUACACACACAGUAGGUGAGGUUAGUGGACUGGAUGUCUGUAACCACACACAACCACCUGACAAUAACCACCUGACACUCAUUCACACUGACACCUCUUAGUGUUUGUGUUUAGAGCAUAAGCUCAAGUCACGGCCUCCUUAUAGCACUAGUCCUUUCCCCUUGCUUCUCUUUCCCUUCUUCUCUCUUUUCUUGAUCUAUUUCUCGCUUACUCAGGCACUCCCUCACAGCUGCCUUCCUCCGCUUUCCUCCUGCUUUCCCUUGCUCCCCGUCUGUUUUGGGAGUGUAUCCUCACACUUCUCUCUCACACACACAUACACUCACCCUCCUCUCCUCUCUGUCUCUCUCCCCCUGCAGUUGCGGAGCUCCUUCAAGCAGGCGUUCAGUAAGAAGAAAUCUCCUAAGUCUGCCUCGUCCCACUCUGACAUAGAGGAGAUGACAGACUUCUCCCUACCCUCCUCCCCCAAACUCCCACACAAUGGAUCCACAACCUCCAGCCACAUGUUUAGGAACUCACACUCCAACUCACUGUACGUAUACGGUGUGGUGUUUGUGUGUGCGUGUGUGCGUACGUGCGCGCGUGUGUGUGUGUGAGAGAGAGAAAAUGUACAAGUUAUAUCAAUGAGCAUCUGUGUGUAGGCUGUCGGACUGUCUGGACGGUGAGGCAGAGACAGUGAUGCAGCUCCGCAGCGAGCUCAGGGAGAAGGAGAUGAAGCUGACCGACAUCCGCCUUGAGGCUCUCAGCUCGGCCCAUCAACUGGACCAGCUCAGAGAGGCCAUGAACCACAUGCAGGUAACACACACACACACGGUGAAACGUACGCGCGUACACACACACACACACACACACACACACACACACACAACACACACACACACACACACACACACACACACACACACUGUUCUGUUGACCGACUGUUGCUAUGUCUUCCUGUGUUUUCUCUCAGGGGGAGAUAGAGAAAUUGAAAGCAGAGAAUGACCGUCUGAAGCUGGAGAGUACAGGGGGCAGCAGAGCCCCCUCCCAGGCCUCCAUCUCGUCCUCGCCCUCUCAUCAUACACACACCCCUACCCCAGGGCCUGGCCUGUCCCAGCACAGCAUCAACCUCACUGAGUCCACCAGCCUGGGUGAGAACAGCGUGUUUUGAUAUGGUAUCUGUAUGGUUGGGUAUAUGUGUGAGCAUGUGUUUUAAGUGUGUGUACAUCUGUAUUUGUGUUUGGGAUAUGAUUGCCUUUGAGAGUGUGUGUGCCUGAUUGUGUAUUUUUGUGGAUGGGUGUAUGUAUGAGUCUCACUCUCCUCUUCCUCUCUCCUCUCAGACAUGUUGUUGGAUGAUACAGUGGGAGAUGGAGUAAUGAGGAAAGAGGGACGACACGUGAAGAUAGUGGUCAGUCUGGAUGAGGACCUCUCCCAGGAGGUCAGGCCUCGCCACUUCCUGAUUGGCUGUAUCGGUGUGAGUGGUAAAACUAAGUGGGACGUCUUGGAUGGGGUGGUCCGCCGCCUCUUUAAGGUAAACACAUUGAAUGAAUCACUUAAUUUGUGAAUAAAGGUUUCGUUAAUUGUAUUUAUCUUUCCAACAUCAAAAUAAGAACUUCAUAGUUGAGUUGCAUAUCACCUAACCCUUGACCUUUUCGCUCAUGCUUUUGUAGGAGUACAUCACCCAUGUGGACCCAGUGAGCCAGCUUGGGCUGACCUGUGACAGUGUGGAGGGAUACAACAUUGGGGAUGUGCAUCGCCAUAGCAACACCAGCACCGCUCACACCCCCGAGCUGCUGCCAUGCGGCUACCUGGUUGGAGACAGCGACACCAUCAACAUCAGGCUCAAAGGUAUGAGUGUGUGUGUUUCUCUAAAUGUGUUUAUCUCUCCCUACAAUCUGGUGUGUAUAGCGUACAUGUGUUCUCUGUGUAAGAAUGUCUCUCUCUCUCUCCCUCCCUCUCUCUGCCUCUCUCUCCCUCUCUAGGUGUGAGCAGUGGGAGUGUGGACUGCCUGGUGUUUGACACUCUGAUCCCUAAGCCCAUGCUGCAGCGCUACGUGUCUCUGCUGAGGGAGCACCGCCGUGUCAUUCUCUCUGGCCCCAGCGGCACCGGUAAAACACACCUGGCGAAUCAUCUGGCAAGACACCUGCUCCUGCAGGAGGGCCGACCCCUGACCCCUCAUUCCGUCGUCACCUUUAACGUGGACCACAAGUCUAGCAAGGUACGUAGCUAUGCCCCUGAAGCACCUCACCGAAGCAUAGGGCACCAACUGGCGAAGACGAUAUAUUGUGUGAUGUGACGAUUAAUUUGCCUUUUUUUCUGUUAUAUUAGACAUGUAUCUUGGAGGCAGAACUCAAAAGAGUGUCUUAUGUUAAAGCAACUCAAAAGGUUUUUGUGCAUUGAAAAAAAACUUGAUGUGUAAACCUCCUGUCUGUCUGUCUGUCUGUCUGUCUGUCUGUCUGUCUGUCUGUCUGUCUGUCUGUCUGUCUGUCUGUCUGUCUGUCUGUCUGUCUGUCUCUCUCUCUCUCUCUCUCUCUCUCUUUCUCUUUCUCUCUCUCUCUCUUUCUCUCUCUCUCUCUCUUUCUCUCUCUUUCUCUCGCUCUCUCUCUCUCUCUCUCUCUCUAGGAGUUGCGUCAGUACCUGACAGGCCUGUCUGAGCAGUGCAGCAGUGACAGACCAGAGGCAGAGAGUCCUCUAGUGGUCAUACUGGAUAACAUGCACCACGUCUCCUCACUGGGCGAAAUCUUCAACGGAGUGUUCAACUGCAAAUACCAAUGUUGGUGAGUGCACACACAUGCACACACACACACACACAUACACGCAGUUGUGUUUAUUGUAAAUGUGUUGAUUUUCUGUGUGUUCUCUCUGUCCCCAGCCCCUACAUCAUCGGUACUAUGAGCCAGGCCACAUCCUCUGCCCCCAACCUACAACUCCACCACAACUUCAGGUAGGCUAACUCAACAGCCAUAAUAAUACUAGAUAUACCAGUUGAAGAUCAAUAGUAACUGAAAUGAAACAGUAAAAUGUUUGAAUUUGAAAUGCACUUUGCAUGAUUCAUCACUAGGUGGCAGCAACAGAUUGGGCAGCAAUCCAUUGCACUCUCUCCAUUCCUUCAGAAUGGAAAGAUGGAGUGUCUUUAUUGGCUGUAUUCAUGAAUGAGUACUAACCUAUUAACUCCUCCUCUCUCUCGUUUGCAUAUGUGAUCAGAUGGGUGCUGUGUGCCAAUCACUUGGAGCCGGUGAAGGGCUUCCUGGGUCGCUACCUGAGGAGGAAACUGAUCGAGACGGAGAUCAGCAGCCGUAAGCGCACCCUGGAGCUGGUCAAGAUCAUCGACUGGAUCCCUCGCGUCUGGCACCACCUCAACCACUUCCUAGAGGCACACAGCUCCUCUGACGUUACCAUCGGUGGGUAGAAAACACAAUGACGUCAUAAACCAGCUAUAUGCCCCAAUCCAAAAUGAAUGGAAAAGAUAAGCACCAAGUAAUUUUGAAAUUUGUGGUGCUUAUCUUCUCCAUUAAUUUGGGGUUUAAGGCAUAUAGCUGGAUUUACAAAACCGAUGGGGUGGGAUGUGGACUAAUCAUGACAUUAGGCACAUUUUGUGGUCUGAGUAUAAUGUGUUUUUUGCAUGUUAUUGUGCUUUGUGUCACAAUAUUCUCAAUAUUCAUAACCUCAUCUGGCCAUAAGCUCAUUUUCCAAAAGAGGAUUGAAAGAAAAGGCACAGUGGCACUAUUUAACAUCCAUCUGACUUUUGACCUUUGCCUCCCCAGGGCCACGCCUCUUCCUGUCAUGUCCCAUGGACGUGGCUGGCUCCAGGGUGUGGUUCACUGACCUCUGGAACUACUCCAUCAUCCCCUACAUGCUGGAGGCAAUCAGAGAGGGACUGCAGGUAGGCUAUACAGUCGUGGUCAAAAGUUUUGAGAAUGACACAAGUAUUGGUCUUCACAAAGUUUGCUGCUUCAGUGUUAUGAGAUAUUUUUGUCAGAUGUUACUAUGGUAUACUAAAGUAUAAUUACAAGCAUUCCAUAAGUGUCAAAGGCUUUUAUUGACAAUUACAUGAAGUUUAUGCAAAGAGUCAAUAUUUGCAGUGUUGACCCUUCUUUUUCAAGACCUCUGCAAUCCGCCCUGGCAUGCUGUCAAUUAACUUCUGGGCCACAUCCUGACUGAUGGCAGCCCAUUCUUGCAUAAUCAAUGCUUGGAGUUUGUCAGAAUUUGUGGGGUUUUGUUUGUCCAGCCGCCUCUUGAGGAUUGACCACAAGUUCUCAAUGGGAUUAAGGUCUGGGGAGUUUCCUGGCCAUGGACCCAAAAUGUCGAUGUUUUGUUCCCCGAGCCACUUAGUUAUCACUUUUGCCUUAUAGCAAGGUGCUCCAUCAUGCUGGAAAAGGCAUUGGUCGUCACCAAACUGUUCUUGGAUGGUUGGGAGAAGUUGCUCUCGGAGGAUGUGUUGGUACCAUUCUUUAUUCAUGGCUGUGUUCUUAGGCAAAAUUGUGAGUGAGCCCACUCCCUUGGCUGAGAAGCAACCCCACACAUGAAUGGUCUCAGGAUGCUUUACUGUUGGCAUGACACAGGACUGAUGGUAGUGCUCACCUUGUCUUCUCCGGACAAGGUGUUUUCUGGAUGCCCCAAACAAUCGGAAAGGGGAUUCAUCAGAGAAAAUGACUUUACCCCAGUCCUCAGCAGUCCAAUCCGUGUACCUUUUGCAGAAUAUCAGUCUGUCCCUGAUGUUUUUCCUGGAGAGAAGUGGCUUCUUUGCUGACCUUCUUGACACCAGGCCAUCCUCCAAAAGUCUUUGCCUCACUGUGCGUGCAGAUGCACUCACACCUGCCUGCUGCCAUUCCUGAGUAAGCUCUGCACUGGUGGUGCCCCGAUCCCGCAGCUGAAUCAACUUUAGGAGACGGUCCUGGCGCUUACUGGACUUUCUUGGGCGCCCUGACGCCUUCUUCACAACAAUUGAACCGCUCUCCUUGAAGUUCUUGAUGAUCCGAUAAAUGGUUGAUUUAGGUGCAAUCUUACUAGCAGCAAUAUCCUUGCCUGUGAAGCCCUUUUUGUGCAAAGCAAUGAUGACGGCACGUGUUUCCUUGCAGGUAACCAUGGUUAACAGAGGAAGAACAAUGAUUUCAAGCACCACCCUCCUUUUAAAGCUUCCACCUGGCGUCUGUUAUUCAAUCGUAUGUAACUCAAUCAGCAUGACAGAGUGAUCUCCAGCCUUGUCCUCGUCAACACUCUCACCUGUAUUAACGAGAGAAUCACUGACAUGAUGGCAACUGGUCCUUUUGUGGCAGGGCUGAAAUGCAUUGGAAAUGUUUUUUGGGGAUUAAAUUCAUUUUCAUGGCAAAUAGGGACUUUGCAAUUAAUUGCAAUUCAUCUGAUCACUCUUCAUGACAUUCUGGAGUAUAUGCAAAUUGCCAUUAUCAAAACUGAGGCAGCAGACUUUGUGAAAACUUUUGACCACGACUGUACACACACAAAGGCAUGCAACACACGCACACACACGUACAACACAUGCAUGUGCAUUCACACAGGCACACUCAAACAUAUCAGUCACAAAAAUUAAAUUAAAUGCACACUCGCAUUAUGUAUGGUACUCACUGUGUUUUCAUAUUAUUAUCAUACCUCUACAUUGAUACUUACAAUGCUCUCUCCCCUCCAUCCGUCUCCCUCUCUGUAGCUGUACGGCCGUAGGUCAGCGUGGGAGGACCCUGCACGCUGGGUGAUUGACAGCUACCCCUGGUCAGCCACGCCCACACCUGCUGAUUGGCCCCCGCUGCUGCAGCUCCGCCCAGAAGACGUGGGCUUCGACGGUUACUCCGCCCCCAGGGAGGGCAUCAGGAAGGAGCCGCCGCAGAGCGACAGUGACGCAGACCCACUGGUGAGACAACACGCGUGCGCACACACACCCAAAUGCUCAAAACAGGUCAAGUGUACACAUAACACACACAAGCAGGCACUGCAGAUCCAUGAGACAACACAGACACACACAGUCACACUCACGCUAACCUUUGACCCCUGCGUCUCCGUCCUCAGAUGAAUAUGCUAAUGAGGCUGAAGGAAGCAGCCACUUCCUCCAGCCCUCAGAGAUACGACAGUGACUCUAAUAGCAACAGUCACCAACACGACAUCCUGGACUCAUCACUGGAGUCAACA